Molecule: messenger RNA, 1075 nt
Organism: Ceraceosorus bombacis
Lineage: Eukaryota; Fungi; Basidiomycota; Exobasidiomycetes; Ceraceosorales; Ceraceosoraceae
Source: the annotation of a GenBank genome assembly
AUGUUCUCACAUCGGACGAGCGCUGGAGCUCUGCGCGGUCUGGCUAGACCGCAAGCCAGAUGUCCCCGGUGGCAAUGCAGCUCAUCAAGCAGGGCUUCAUUCGCAUCAUCUAGUACAGCACACGCACAAUCCAGCCACUCCUUUGCCACCGCGGGCACUCGCCAGCGUCUGGCAUGGGGAGCGGGUCUAGCUGGGAUAGGCGCAAGCCUGUAUGGAUACAAUCUCCAUCUCUCCUCCAGUCAUUCCAACGCGCUCUCUUUGGACUCGGAUUCCUUGCCUAACACGGCUCCCUUGGCUGCCAAGAGAGCGAGUUACUCGGACAGGAUCAAGGCGCACAAGGGUGGACCGAUCGAGAUCAUCAGGGCUCGGGAAAGGCAGGAGGAUAUUGAGCAAGAACACGACGUCGAAAACUCCGCCGAGAGCCACAGUGGUGAGUUAGCAGUGCUCGGACCGCACCGUUCGUCUACAACAGAGUCAGCUUCGCUUCUGUCACCUCACAAGGAGCACGCAAUUGACGGGACGCAUGCCAUUCCGCUCACAGCCAACUUUGCCAAUCUGGAAGAGGAGGCGGCUGCAGAAUCGGGUCAGGAAGGAGCUUUCGAUCCGGUCACGGGCAAGCUGAAUUGGGACUGCCCUUGCUUGGGAGGCAUGGCUUAUGGCCCGUGCGGAGAGCAAGUGAGUCAUGCACGAUUUCAUAUCCAUUCCUGAGAUUCGGUGGCUGACAUUGCGGGGUGUCGCAUAUCUCCAGUUCAAGAAGUCGUUCUCGUGCUUCGUCUUCUCUGAGACAGAACCGAAAGGCAAAGACUGCAUCGAGUGAGUGUUGCCCGAGUGCACUUCAAGAAGCGUCGGUCGCACGCUUAGAGACGAUUGCUUUUUUUUCUUCGGCGUGAUCAGCUCGUUCGUCGAGAUGCAAGCUUGCUUCCGCGAACAUCCAGAGGUGUAUGCUGAAGAGUUGAAGGAUGACGAGUGGGAUGAGGCGCAGGAAGCGAGCGGGGCUGCGGGAGGGGGUGCGGGUGCGGGUGCGGUCUUAGAUAAUGACUCUGGAACGGCCGAGGGAGCUUCGGCUACGGCAUGA